GUGAGUAUGUUGCAAAAGCGUAACUCUAGGGGGUGCUGAUGAAAACAUGCUAUGUUUGGGAAAAGUGGUAGAACGAGCGUUGUACCCUCAGAAAUCAGAAUAACCUACUCAGAAAUCCUCGGGAAGAGGGUCGCUCUCAAUUCUCAAAUCUCACGACUUGAUUUGAUUGGAUCCAAAUCCCUAUUUGCAAUGGCGAAUCUGAAUCAGCAACAAAUCUCAAUUAAGCCAUGGAUCCUUGAAGUUGUUCCCUUCAUAGUCCUUGUUCUCAUAGCUGCUCACGUCAUCGCUUUGGUCUAUUGGAUAUACAGAUUAGCUACGGAAAAGCUCCCUGGACGAAGAAAGAAGCACUAGACCUUCUUCUACUUCUAAUUCCUAGUUCAGUGGUUACACGAAGAAUCGAAGGUGUAGUGAUCCAAGAUCUUGUUUAUUUGUUUAAUUUUUUACAUUUUAGCCUUUGUGUAUGGGAUAGGGUACUCUUGUUGGAGGCACACAAGGUGUUCGAUGAAAUGUGUGAAAGAAAUGUUGUCAAUUUGACGAUUAGUUUGGGUGUGUGAAAUGCAAAGUGAUGUAUGUCAUGAAAAGUUUUUUUUACAGAGUUUAAAAUUUUCUUCUUGUGUUUUGGCUUC
This is a messenger RNA of Lactuca virosa, 626 nucleotides long. Lineage: Eukaryota; Viridiplantae; Streptophyta; Magnoliopsida; Asterales; Asteraceae. The record is from the annotation of a GenBank genome assembly.